Molecule: messenger RNA, 1327 nt
Organism: Cotesia glomerata
Lineage: Eukaryota; Metazoa; Arthropoda; Insecta; Hymenoptera; Braconidae
Product: homeobox protein vab-15-like
Exons: 4
Coding region: 126-1169 (347 amino acids)
Biological process (GO): embryonic morphogenesis; regulation of transcription by RNA polymerase II
Cellular component (GO): nucleus
Molecular function (GO): DNA-binding transcription factor activity, RNA polymerase II-specific; RNA polymerase II transcription regulatory region sequence-specific DNA binding
Source: RefSeq, a predicted model, not a curated record
UAAAUGUGUUAAAUCUAAAAGAAAUGAUUAAUUAAAUAAUAAUAUUUUUAAAUGAUAUAAAGUGAUUGUUGGAGUAAAAGUUAUAAAUAAUAAAAAAUAAAAAACAUUGUUAUAAAUAUAAGAUAAUGACAGUUUUAAGAAUGACAAGCUCACCAAUGACGUCUCCGUCAACGAGUCCGAGCUCACCUGAGCAUGCUCAGGCACUUGAACAGGCAUCAUCUAGGUCAUCCUCAUCGUCGACACGACAACCAUUGAGUUUUUCGGUAGCAGCCCUUCUCGCAGAUACUAAAAAAACAAACAACAGACAACUACAAUUAGUAUUUGAUGAAAAGGAAAAAGAUAAAAAAGAAGGGGUAGUGGAAAUGAACCAAUCAACCCCUCAACAGCAAUUGUCGGUGUCAGAUAUGUUUAUGGUUGGUUCUCAGUCACCGAUAAGCUCAUCUCACGAGGAACGACAAUCGAGAUGUUCUGAAUUGGAUAUGGAGGAGGAUGAUGAUGAUGAAGGGUGUUUGGUAGACGUUGAAGAUUUGGAGCAGCAAAAAUCUAAAAGCCCAACGCCGGUAAGACCGAUGCCGGCUUACGUUACCGGGUUUUCGACACUCGGAUCAAUACUCGGAUUACCAGCUAGUCUUCAUCCAUCUGUUUGGGGUACUACCGGACAAACUAGUCAUCACAGAUCUGUUGCUGCGACAGUUGCUGCUGCUGCUGCUGCUGCCAGCUAUUUUCCAUCACAUUUUUCUCAUCAUGCACCUCUCAAUGAGCAUGGAGAACCAGCCAAAAUAAAGUGUAAUCUUAGAAAGCACAAACCUAACCGUAAACCACGGACACCGUUUACGACCCAACAAUUGCUUGCUUUGGAAAAAAAAUUUCGGGAAAGGCAGUAUCUCAGUGUUGCUGAAAGGGCUGAAUUUUCAUCCUCUCUCCACCUAACUGAAACUCAGGUAAAAAUUUGGUUUCAAAAUCGACGGGCCAAGGCAAAGCGAUUACAAGAGGCUGAAAUAGAAAAAUUGCGUAUGUCAGCAGUAAGACAACAUCAUAAUUCUCUGUACGGUGGACAUCACGGACUUCUUGGCCCAGCAGCAGCACUAUAUCCCGUCGGCAUGUUGUCUCAUCCUGCUGUUGGUAUUUCACCUCACCAUACUGUUUCGCCCCAUUCGGCCAGAGAAUAAACUAUUUCAUUAUUUUAAAUUAUUAUUAUUAUUAUUAUAAAAAUAAUAAUAACAAUAACAAUAAUAAUAAUAACCAUAAUAAUAAUAAUAACACAAGACACAUUCGUUCACACGAUGCACUCUGUUUAUCAUUCAGACAAUAAAAUUCUAUCCACUUU